Messenger RNA from Lagopus muta (rock ptarmigan), 3614 nucleotides. RefSeq lists its product as uncharacterized. The record is from RefSeq and is a predicted model, not a curated record. NCBI's taxonomy places the organism in Eukaryota, Metazoa, Chordata, Aves, Galliformes, Phasianidae. Bases 1 to 1689 code for a protein of 562 amino acids. The transcript is spliced from 8 exons.
AUGGCUGAGUCCUGCCAGGGGCAAUCGCAGCGGUUGUGGGCAUCUUCCCUCCUUUCCUUUGUUUCGAUCAUCUACAUCCUAUCCUGCCUUAUCCCCCAGGCUGCACUGCUUCCCUGUGUUCUUCUGGUGGCAAAUGCUCUUUGCUGCUUCAUCUCUGGAGUGAACCACAGCGAGGAAGCACUUCAUCAUCCAUGCGCUGUUGGAUCAUUCUUCCCAGGCUGGCAGACGGCGCUUGAGACUGAGGAGAUGGUGGCAGCGAGGAGCACCAGCACCAGAGAUUGGUGCUGGCAGACAGACGGGUCGGUCAUCGUGCUGCUGCUCCUUCUGCAGCCGCUGCAGCAAAUGGCAUGGAGGGACCUGGAGGAGCUGGUGGAGCAGGGCAGCCUGUCCUGCUGCAGCUCCCCCAGUGCCCCGAGUGUGGAGCGGCAAGGAGCUGAGGCACCUCAGUCAGGUGCCGACAGACAGCUGGGUCGGCCAUCGUGCUGCUGCUCCUUCUGCAGCCGCUGCAGAAAAGCUGAUGAGAAGCUGAAGUGGCUGGUGCUGUCGGCGCUGCCCGAUGACGUGCCUACUCCGCGCCCUGACUUCUGGGAGGCGGCUUGGAGGGACCUGGAGGACCUGGUGGAGCGGGGCAGCCUGUCCUGCUGCAGCUCCCACCGUCCCUGGAGCUCUACCAAAGUAAACAAGGACUCCCUUAAUGUACACCAAGGAGCCUCGGCAGAGCACGUCCCCGUUAGUGCCCCUGGACACGUGCAGACUGGCGCAGCCCACACAGAUUCCAGAACACAGCCCAGCUGUUUGCGCUCUUUUGUGCUGCGUGUUCUGGGCUUCUCCAGGCAGGUAACAAAACCUGCCCAGACAAAGAAUCAAGGUGGCAAGGCAGCCAGCAGAGCAGUAGGAGAUGCCUCUGAGGACAGCUUUUCCAGCUGGCCGCCAUCAGCAGAGGACUGCAUUUUACGCGAGAACAUCCUUCUGCCAGACGGACGGCUGCCUCAGAGACCGGAUAAUCUGGUGCCCAUCCCAGAGUGGGCAGUGAAUCCACCAGCAGAGCGUAGCAGCUACACAGAGGCUGCGGGAGUGGCAACAAGAAGACCAGCUCCAACCCGCAGAGAUGUCCGGACUUCUGACAGAGAAGAGAACUGCAAGUGUUUCUGUGGUGCACAGAACAGACCUGAGAUGGGCAGUGGCAAGGAAAGGAGAAGAGCUGAUGAGCUGCAUGCUGGGACCUGCUCCUACACAGUGCGAUCGAAGCUAGGGACAGUCACACGUGAGUGCAUCAUGCAAACAACUGCGGCUAUACAUUGGUGGGAGCAGAAGGAACAGCAGCCUGUUGGAUUGUCCACGUGUCCACCAGAAGUUCCCCAAGAGCACAGGACAGUGAGACCAGCAGCAGCAGCCCCUUCACACCUGGCUACGCGAGGUGACCACAGAAGUGCAACCCGCCUGCGUGUGAGCUCUGCCCUCACGGGCAAGAGAAGCACAGAGCAGCCCCUAUGCACCUGCAUGCGGCCACCUGCGGAAGAGGAACUUCAUGGAGCAGUCAAGGGGCAAGUCAAAAACAAUGCCCAGAAGCCUUCUGCAUUUUUUUCUGCCCUAAAGUAUUGGGGGGGUUCUAUAACUGUGGAAUCAAAAACAAAUGUGGGGAAGACAGUCCAGUACAACACGAGAAAGCUGUACUGGCAUGUGCACUAGCCCCCCAGACAUGCUGGGAAAGAGACAUGGGGCUCCAAAGCAGACAGAGGUGCCAAAAAGGAGCCUCAUAGCAUCUGCUUUGGCUUGCUGCCACCAGUGACCAUGACAAUAGUACGUGGCAUUCGCUAUGGUGCCCUUGAGUGGCUGGCUGGUAGGAAGUGGCUCAGCUGGUUCCCGCAUGGCUCUUGGCCACUGGCAGACGGCGCUUGCGACUGAGGAGAUGGUGGCAGCGAGAAGCAGCAGCACCAGAGACAGGUGCCGACAGACAGCUGGGUCGGCCAUCGUGCUGCUGCUCCUUCUGCAGCCGCUGCAGAAAAGCUGAUGAGAAGCUGAAGUGGCUGGUGCUGUCGGCGCUGCCCGAUGACGUGCCUACUCCGCGCCCUGACUUCUGGGAGGCGGCUUGGAGGGACCUGGAGGACCUGGUGGAGCGGGGCAGCCUGUCCUGCUGCAGCUCCCACCGUCCCUGGAGCUCUACCAAAGUAAACAAGGACUCCCUUAAUGUACACCAAGGAGCCUCGGCAGAGCACGUCCCCGUUAGUGCCCCUGGACACGUGCAGACUGGCGCAGCCCACACAGAUUCCAGAACACAGCCCAGCUGUUUGCGCUCUUUUGUGCUGCGUGUUCUGGGCUUCUCCAGGCAGGUAACAAAACCUGCCCAGACAAAGAAUCAAGGUGGCAAGGCAGCCAGCAGAGCAGUAGGAGAUGCCUCUGAGGACAGCUUUUCCAGCUGGCCGCCAUCAGCAGAGGACUGCAUUUUACGCGAGAACAUCCUUCUGCCAGACGGACGGCUGCCUCAGAGACCGGAUAAUCUGGUGCCCAUCCCAGAGUGGGCAGUGAAUCCACCAGCAGAGCGUAGCAGCUACACAGAGGCUGCGGGAGUGGCAACAAGAAGACCAGCUCCAACCUGCAGAGAUGUCCGGACUUCUGACAGAGAAGAGAACUGCAAGUGUUUCUGUGGUGCACAGAACAGACCUGAGAUGGGCAGUGGCAAGGAAAGGAGAAGAGCUGAUGAGCUGCAUGCUGGGACCUGCUCCUACACAGUGCGAUCGGAGCUAGGGACAGUCACACGUGAGUGCAUCAUGCAAACAACUGCGGCUAUACAUUGGUGGGAGCAGAAGGAACAGCAGCCUGUUGGAUUGUCCACGUGUCCACCAGAAGUUCCCCAAGAGCACAGGACAGUGAGACCAGCAGCAGCAGCACCUUCACGCCUGGCUACGCGAGGUGACCACAGAAGUGCAACCCGCCUGCGUGUGAGCUCUGCCCUCACGGGCAAGAGAAGCACAGAGCAGCCCCUAUGCACCUGCAUGCGGCCACCUGCGGAAGAGGAACUUCAUGGAGCAGUCAAGGGGCAAGUCAAAAACAAUGCCCAGAAGCCUUCUGCAUUUUUUUCUGCCCUAAAGUAUUGGGGGGGUUCUAUAACUGUGGAAUCAAAAACAAAUGUGGGGAAGACAGUCCAGUACAACACGAGAAAGCUGUACUGGCAUGUGCACUAGCCCCCCAGACAUGCUGGGAAAGAGACAUGGGGCUCCAAAGCAGACAGAGGUGCCAAAAAGGAGCCUCAUAGCAUCUGCUUUGGCUUGCUGCCACCAGUGACCAUGACAAUAGUACGUGGCAUUCGCUAUGGUGCCCUUGAGUGGCUGGCUGGUAGGAAGUGGCUCAGCUGGUUCCCGCAUGGCUCUUGGCCACUGGCAGACGGCGCUUGCGACUGAGGAGAUGGUGGCAGCGAGAAGCAGCAGCACCAGAGACAGGUGCCGAGAGACAGCUGGGUCGGCCAUCGUGCUGCUGCUCCUUCUGCAGCCGCUGCAGCAAAGCUGAUGAGAAGCUGCAGCAGCUGGUGCUGUCAGCACUGCCUGAGGAUGCAGCAGCUCCGGGCCCUGGAUUCUGGAAGGUAGCGUGGAGGGAGCUGGAGGAGCUGGUGGAGCUGG